Molecule: messenger RNA, 6920 nt
Organism: Pseudonaja textilis
Lineage: Eukaryota; Metazoa; Chordata; Lepidosauria; Squamata; Elapidae
Gene: LETM1
Product: leucine zipper and EF-hand containing transmembrane protein 1
Biological process (GO): intracellular monoatomic cation homeostasis
Cellular component (GO): mitochondrial inner membrane
Molecular function (GO): ribosome binding; calcium ion binding
Source: RefSeq, a predicted model, not a curated record
CGCAGACCGGCUGGCAGGCCCAGGCAUGGCGGCCUUCGUGCUGCUGAGGCGAUGCGCGCGGAGGGCGCCGGGACUGCCCCGGCCGGGCAGCGGAGAGGCCGCCGCGGCAGGUCACUUGGAGAGCCUUGCUUGUCUUAGCUGUUCCUCCAGGAGGCUAAUAAAAGACUUGCCUGCCCGCUUAAAAUAUUGCACUAACAUCUCACCUUACAUUUAUUGCACAAAAGACAGCUACGCCUGGACGGAGGGGUCAGAAAAAAGGCCGGGGGCGGCCCUGAGAGCGUUCGACUCUCGGUGGCCCCCUCCCAGCAGAGGCCUUUCAGGGCCUUGUUGGGUUACGGUAAGGAACUGGCAUUCUUCCGCGUCCAGAAACGAUGACUCUGUAAUAGAGAAAUCCCUGAAGACCCUGAAAGACAAAAGCAAGAAGUUGGAAGAAGGGGGCCCCGUUUAUAGUCCAGCAGUGGAAGAAACCGUCGUUAAAAAAUCCAUCGGGCAGAAGAUUGUGGACGAGGUGAAGCAUUACUACCAUGGCUUUCGGUUGUUGUGGAUCGAUUCCAAAAUUGCCGCCAGAAUGCUCUGGCAGAUUCUUCACGGCAGCUCCAUGACCCGCCGGGAGCGCAGACAGUUCCUUCGGAUCUGCGCCGACCUCUUUCGCUUGGUCCCUUUCCUGGUCUUCAUCGUCGUUCCCUUCAUGGAAUUCUUGCUUCCCGUAGCUUUGAAGUUGUUCCCGAAUAUGCUUCCUUCAACAUUUGAGACAAAAUCUAAGAAGGAAGAGAGGUUGAAGAAAGAACUGAGGGUAAAGCUUGAGGUGGCUAAAUUUCUUCAAGAUACCAUUGAGGAGAUUGCCUUAAAAAACAAAGCAGCCAAAGGGAACGCUACGAAGGAUUUCUCAACCUUCUUUCAAAAGAUACGCGAGACGGGUGAGAGGCCGAGCAACGAAGAGAUUUUACGGUUUUCUAAGCUGUUUGAGGACGAGCUGACCCUGGACAACCUGACAAGGCCCCAACUGGUUGCUCUGUGUAAACUUCUAGAACUUCAGUCCAUCGGAACAAACAACUUUCUUCGCUUCCAGCUAAUAAUGCGACUGAGAAGCAUCAAAGCAGAUGAUAAACUGAUAAUGGAGGAAGGCACGGAUAGCCUGACAGUAAAGGAGCUGCAAGCAGCCUGCCGAGCGAGGGGCAUGAGAGCCCUCGGCGUCACGGAGGAGCGGUUAAAGGAUCAGCUGAAGCAGUGGCUGGACUUGCACCUGAAUCAAGAAAUCCCAACCUCCCUGCUUAUAUUAUCCAGAGCUCUGUACCUCCCGGAAACUCUGUCUCCGGCUGACCAGCUGAAAACGACCUUGCAAAUCCUCCCUGAGAAUGUGGCAAAAGAGGCUCAGGUGAAAGCAGCGGAAGUGGAAGGGGAGAAGAUUGACAACAAAGCCAGACUGGAAGCAACGCUCCAAGAAGAGGAAGCCAUCAGGAAAGAACAGCACGAGAAGGAGCUGGAAAAGCUUUCCGAAGCGGCCGAAAAAGCCAAAGAGACGCUUCACGCUGCGGAGAGGGAGGUGGGCGUAGAUCUGGAUCCCUCAGCUCUGAACAAAGUCUCCCUAGAUGCCACUGCUGACCGAGAACCGGCAAAAGUGACCCUAGCCCUCCAGUCAGAGGUUUUGACGGAUACGGCCCCCGUGUUGGAAGGCACGAAGGGCGAAGAAAUAACAAAAGAGGAGAUUGACAUGCUAAGCGAUGCUUGCACUAAACUGAAGGAACAAAAGAAGCUGCUGACAAAGGAGAAGGAAGAACUGGAGGACCUGAAGGACGACGUGCAGGAAUACAGCGAGGAUUUGCAAGAAAUCAAGGAACUGUCUAAGAACGGACCCGAAGAAGUGGAGGAAUCCAAGGCCAGCAAGAGGCUGACUAAAAGGGUGAACCGAAUGAUCGGGCAGAUCGAUCGAAUUAUUCUGGAGCUGGAGACAGACCAGAAACCAGCCGGAGAAGAGCUGAGCGGGGGUCCCAUUGGGCUGCGUUUCCCACUUAGGGAGAACCUCAUCAGCCUCCAGGAUCUCAUCAACGUGAUGAAGCAGCUCCAGGAAAUCCCCGAAGGGAAGCUGAACAAGCUGGCCGAGGCGCUGGACGAGAACAAGGACGGCAAGAUCAACCUGGAUGACGUGGUCAAGGUGAUCGAAUUGAUUGACAAGGAGGAUAUCGAUAUCUCUACCAAGCAAGUAGCCGAGAUCGUAUCGCUGCUGCACAAGGAGGAAAAAGUGGAAGAGAUUGAGAAGACCAAAGAAAGCCUGGAGAAGGAGGCUGCCGAGGUGAAGAACUAGCCCUCCAGCUCAGCGGCUGACUGGAGGAAGGCGGCCUCCUCCUCCUCCUCCUCCUCCUCCUCCUCCUCCUCCUCCUCCUCCUCCUCUGUACCUGAGUCAGCACUUAGCAGCGGUGAGAUGAAGCGCCCUGGUAGUUUUCCAACUAAUCAAAGAUAAAAGUAAUUUUGGGACCCUGGAGAGACAAACGAUCAUUCCAUGAAAUAGAAACUGUUCCGGUCUCCUAAGAAAACGCCCCGUCCUCUACAGUGACGUUGGCUCUUGGGUCUGGCGGGUUGAUUCAGUCCCUUUGUCUCUCGGUUGUGAUAGAAAUCAGAAAAUCCUUUGCAAUGCCCGAGGGAAUCACUGCUCCUUUCAAAACUCUGCUACCUUUGCUUGUCACAGAGAUAAUGAUGUUUUUCUCCUUGGGAAAGUGAAAAUCUCUACCGCAAAGUCUCCAACAACCGAAACCACUCAAAAAUGACUAAAUCCAGGCGAAACUUGGUUUCUGAAAGUUUUGGAAUUAUUUUAUGUUAACACAUGUAGAAUUGCACUGCAGCCGUAAUUUAAAAAACAAAACGGAAAUCUUCUUGAACAUUUUUAUUUGGGCUUGAUUAAUGUUAAUUAAUCUCAGUGUUUAAAAAGAGAAAAAGAUAUCGCACUAUUUAGCUAUCCAUACGCACCCUUUUAAAAAAGGGGUUUAAAUUCUCUCACCCCUCUAAUCCCAUUCAUGUUUCUCUCCAUUUUAUCCAUUUAUCCAAUUUCACUUAUACAUAAUCUGGACUCCCAGAGUUUGCAGAUCAGACCUCCAUUAGCUACAAGGCGACUUUGAACUUGUAAAAAAAAAAGUCUAUCAAAUCACUGUUUAUAUAAUAGGUGUACCUUAAUCAGGAGAUUUUUUUCACCUUGGAUGUGAAAUAACAAUAAAUAAUAAAUAAUUCAACAUACUGGAAACAUAAAAAAAAUGGCCUAUAUAAUCAUGACAAUUAAAGGCUGCUAACAAGUAUCUCCCUUAGUUUGCUUUUGAUCUCGUCCGUUCUGCUGUGUGGUUGUGCUAGUUGUCCAGGCGGUUUUUUCUUAAGCAGCCCUUUAAAGCAUUUGGGGGGGGGGGGAUUCCGCGUCUGUUCCCAGAAAUAGGUGGGGGUUGAAAUUGGUCUCGUGAGCCCGAACUUUUCUGUUUCCAAUUAACGGCACUUGGGUUUUGCCAGGGCUCAGAAUCUGCCUUGCCGUCCUUUAAUUGAGGUGUAAUACGGAUCAUCCCCUCGGGGGCCUCCCAGGUUUGGUUCCGGAAUGAAGAGCAAAUGGGUCUCAGACCCCAGUUGGGAGGGGUUGAAAUGGCCCUGGCCGCUCAGAGGGAUUUGCCCCCGUUUCCUAGUUUUGCUGCCGCCUUAGUGCUGUUGAUAGGCAGGACACACAGACUGAGCCCAUUUCUUCUCCUCUUCCAGUUGUGAUACGCUUUGGUUUUAUGGGGACGCGGCUGAGGUGGCAUCUGGUGACCUGGGAAGUUCUUUUGGGGCAGACUUGAAAUAUGUUUCCUUGUGAAGAGAGUGUCUGCAGCUGAGUUGGGCUCAAAGGGGAAAAACUCCCCUAGCAAUUUAAGCAUCCGUGGAGAAGAACUCCCCUUUUUCAUGGCGCACAGGAUGGACCCUCCUUUUUACUGCAUAUUUAUUCCUGUGACAGAUUAGCAAAAGGGAGCCCAAUCUGUCCAAGUGCCUGUUCUGGAUUCAAGAGAAAAUCCCGACUGGAGGAGGGCAGGAGGAAUGGUUGGACAUUCUUACAACUGCACUUCACAGUAUAUGCCAGGUUGCGGCAGCUACGUGAGGCUACAAAGUACAUCUGUCAAACCUGUGUAGUUGCUGUUUACGCGUUGUCGCAGAGGAGGUGGAAAGCCGCCCCCAAGCUAAAUCGUGUCUUGCUAUUGGAAACAAUUGUGUGCAUUCACAGUGUCCGGAGGCAUUUCAGUGAUUAAGUCCAUCCUGUGGAUACUAAGAUAGUUCUGUGGCCUGGUGCUAGCGUUGUGCGUCAGUUGACCUCCCCGCUGAAGGAAGCCCCAGCGACCCCUUUCCGUUCCCCGUUGCCUUCCUAGCUCCUUGUUGCUACGGCUUCCCUUCGCCCAAACCGUGGCUGGUAACCUAGCAAGGGAUUGUCUCACUCGGGCAGGGGUGUGUAGGCGGCGGUGUGUCUGCAGGGGCAACGGCACACGAAGUGAUGGGAGAGGGGAACUGCCUCACCUGCCCUUUGCCCACGAGGGCAUCAGUCACACACACACACACACCCCCGUUCACCUUUUGGGAAAGAGAAGGGAGCGGCUGCCUCUCCGAGAGGAGAUCCGGAGUUGCUGACAGGCAUCAACUCCAGAGAAGGUUUGGAUUCUGUUUAGGGGGGUCUCUCGGGGGACUUUCAGUGCCUUUAGACUAGCAAGGGGGGCUCACGCUGGUCCUAGAUCAGGCAGUUUCCUUCGCUUGGCUUCUGUUUCAUUUUAGCUUCUGUAGCUUGAGCAGCAGGUCUGAGCAAAGAACUUUGACAGCUGAGGGCCUAUAUACAUACAUAUAUAUAUAUAUUUACGGGAGCCAGUGGCGGGCUUCUUGUUUUGCAUAUAGAAAUUGCCAGAAUUCCAUUUAAAACUGGGGGAAAAAACACCCCAGUCUCAACAUCAACUCCUGUUGAUAGCUGGCAGGAAUCAACCGCCGGUCUCGGUAUAACGCAGCUUUCUGCCUUUGCUGUAGGAUGCAUAAAGGACAAUGCAGAUAAUCAUAAGCUUUCUGUAUUUAGGGGUAGAUAAAUUGGCAUUAGGCAUCUUUUGCGCUUUGUACACGUGUAUGGACUCUUUCUGGUGGAUACGAAUAAAUAUCAGUUGGAUUUAAAUGCAGAAUGGUUGUACGGGAUUAGAGUGCUGAAGACCUAAAAUAGGAAAGAAAAAUUGUGUUUUCAAUAAACAUUAAUUUUCAGAAAUAACAUCUGAGACACGGCAAGUGGUAAUAAAUCCCAGAUGCAGAAUAUUAAACGUUUGACAUUUCAUAUGGCAAACGGCAUCUACAAGCCUUACCCCCCCCUUUAUUUCUGGAAAUAAUUGUUUGUAUUUCUGUCCAGGACGCAGAGUGGUAUGUGGCCCCGGGGCUGCAGAGUUAGGCUGUCUCUGUCUCUGUAAGAGGCAGAAGGGAAGACAAGGGCUAAGUUCAUACGCGGGUUGACUGGCAACGGUGAGUUAUCAAAGGUAAUAAUGGGUGAGAGCCCGAUUGGUUGGCACUAUAAGGUGGUACUUGCAGGACAGUUGAAUGUGCCUCAUCUUUUGUAUUCAAAGGAUGAAGAUUUUGCCCCCGUUCGGAUGUAAAAUAAAGAAUAUACUAUUCAGUCUACGUUAAAAUAUAACCAAGGCCCUUUCCUUGGUAAAGAAUAUUCUGCUGUUCAUAUUUUGAUGUAGGCUGCUGUUGAGGUGGUAUUGAGAGGUACAACUUCCUUCAGUUUUUUCACAUAACUGGUUGAAUGUCCAGCCGUUCAAAGCUCUUUGGGUCACUCCAGAGUCCGCAAGUCCAGAGAUUUGGGGGCCGCAGACUAAUGGUGCACCUUCCCUCCCUCUUCACAGAUGUCUGCAUCCAAGCUGUUGCCUUCCACCCGUAGCGCUGCCCCCUUUUGCCUGCCAGCCAGAUGGGUUCACUUUCUCUCUUACCGAGCCUGGGGCUGGAAUUAGGGCCCCCCUCCUUCCCCCGGGGAAAGAAAGUAAAUCUACAGGCUUCGGGGAUCCCUUCAUUUACAGUUAAAAUGACCAGAGCAGAGGCUCCUCCAGUGCAGUGUGUGAUUCCCUAAAUAUUCAAGGACGUCCUAGGAAAAAAACAACAACUACUGAGUGAAUUUUGUGAUUCUUUUUUUAAAAAAGGUUAGGAACUCACGGGGCAAACAUGGUCCUUUUAAAGGGGCAACCGCUUUUUUCAACCAAUAUUUUCUUUUUAGAAAAAAAUGUGAUAGGAUCAGAAAGCCAGAUCUGAAUACUCCCUUGCCAAAAUAGAGAGAGAGACAGAGAGAAAGACUAGAUUUUUUGGCCUUUUCAAGAAAGACCCCUCUCCUCGCCCUAGAAGGAAACUGAGGCUGGUGGGGGGGGGGAUCAUUUCGGCUGCCCCCUUUCAGCCCCGGAGGGGUAAGGAUGGAAUGAGGUGGGCCCUUGUACACUCCACUUGACACUGGGAGGGACGUUAUUUCCUUAUCAAGAUUUGAAAUGGAUCCACAUUGGCAAAUCAGCCGUUUUUAAGAAUACCUUAACUGGCAACCUAAGCUUGUAGAUAAUCUAUUAGCAGAGAAAUUUCACGCUAUUUCAUAGAUUUUAACAAUUAGCACGAGGCAAACCAUCUGGCUUUUUUUUCUAAAAGGGAAUUUGAUUCUCUUUUGAAAAGAGCUUUGAACCAUCCCCAGUUACAUAAGAUCUGAGUUGAAAUACAUUUCCGUGUGUAACGCUAGUGGUGCUUUGUGUUUAAUAUGUAUAAAAUCCUUUUUAUCUUUCUAAGGUUAAAUUAUUAUAUAAAAUACCAUUAUUAAAGAAAAACCAUAUCCUAUUCCUCUCUUUUACCGUGGAUUAUUUAUGAAUAAAAUCUUACAUAAUCAACAUGUCAAUAUUGAUCAUGUGAACUGAAAGACAAUACUUCUCGGUGUA